Quercus lobata is the source of this 465-nucleotide messenger RNA. RefSeq names its product cytochrome P450 82A3-like. The record is from RefSeq and is a predicted model, not a curated record. The transcript has a single exon. Gene Ontology annotation, molecular function: iron ion binding; heme binding; oxidoreductase activity, acting on paired donors, with incorporation or reduction of molecular oxygen. NCBI's taxonomy places the organism in Eukaryota, Viridiplantae, Streptophyta, Magnoliopsida, Fagales, Fagaceae. Bases 1 to 465 code for a protein of 154 amino acids.
AUGAUUGCUGGAGGCAGUGACACUAGCACAAUUACUCUAACUUGGACAAUAGCGUUAUUGCUAAACAACCAUGUGUUGAAGAAGGCCCGAGAUGAGCUUGAUGUCCAAGUGGGCAGGGUAAGAAUUGUAAACGAAUCAGACAUCGAUAAGCUAGUCUAUCUCCAAGCCAUAGUUAAAGAGACAUUACGUUUGUAUCCCGCAACUCGACUAGCAGCACCACGUGAAUUCACUGAGAAUUGCAUUAUAGGUGGUUACCAUGUUCCAAAAGGCACUCGAUUAAUCAUAAACAUAUGGAAAAUUCAAACAGAUCCACGCAUAUGGUCAGACCCAUUAGAGUUCAAGCCCGAAAGAUUUCUCACCACCCAUAAGAAUGUUGAUGUUAGGGGUCAAAAUUUCGAAUUGCUCCCAUUUGGAAGUGGUAGAAGAGAAUGUCCUGGAAUAUCUUUUGGCCUUCACAUGUUUUGA